UGCCGCUGUUCAACCCUGCACAGUGUCGGUUUGAGUUUGUUCCGGCAGAAGAGAGUGAACACGCCAACCCAUGGAAGGAGAGUUUCAGACAUCUCUACCGUGGCGUGCACGUGAGACCAGGCUACCAGAACACACUGCACCAGGGUCGACGCAUUGCGCAUUUUGACACAGUACAGGGUGCGCUUGAACACGUUGACAGUUUCGCUGGCAGUGCGCUCAUUUUCCUCCAUGCUGGUACCUAUCGGGGCGAGUUUCUUGUCAUCGAUUCCGAUGUUUCACUAAUUGGAGCUGCACCAGGAAAUGUUGCAGAAUCAGUUUAUUCUAGAGAGAGAAUCAGAAUCCACAGUGAUGUUUGUGGAGGGUGCUAAGAACGCUUACGCCGGCCACUUGACGUUAAAGUUCUCGCCAGACGUAGCAUCUAAUGUUCCACACAACAAACAUUACUGUCUAGAAGUUGGCGAGAAUUGUAGUCCCACGAUUGAUCAUUGUAUCAUCCGCAGCUCUUCAGUUGUGGGUGCUGCUGUGUGUGUGACGGGUACUGGUGCAUCGCCCACCAUCAAACAUUGUGACAUCAGUGACUGUGAGAAUGUGGGCCUGUAUGUAACCGACUACGCUCAGGGAACAUAUGAGGACAACGAGAUAUCACGCAAUGCACUUGCUGGCAUCUGGGUUAAGAACUAUGCCAAUCCGAUCAUGAGGCGCAACCACAUCCAUCAUGGUCGCGAUGUCGGGAUAUUCACAUUCGACAAUGGUCUAGUAAGUUCAACUGUGCUAUGGAUGUGCAUUUUCUACAUUUGAACC
Homalodisca vitripennis (glassy-winged sharpshooter) is the source of this 801-nucleotide messenger RNA. Its product is annotated as F-box only protein 11-like. Gene Ontology annotation, biological process: protein ubiquitination; ubiquitin-dependent protein catabolic process; regulation of apoptotic process. The coding region runs from base 301 to 798 and encodes 165 amino acids. The record is from RefSeq and is a predicted model, not a curated record. Lineage: Eukaryota; Metazoa; Arthropoda; Insecta; Hemiptera; Cicadellidae. The transcript is spliced from 3 exons.